This is a messenger RNA of Opisthorchis viverrini, 1089 nucleotides long. RefSeq lists its product as hypothetical. The annotation marks the transcript as partial. NCBI's taxonomy places the organism in Eukaryota, Metazoa, Platyhelminthes, Trematoda, Opisthorchiida, Opisthorchiidae. The transcript is spliced from 8 exons. The record is from RefSeq and is a predicted model, not a curated record.
AUGACACAAUCAGUGCUUAAAUCUCAGAAGUCCGAAUCACGGCCGCUGCUUUGCAAAAAGGCAGUGUUGUUGAAUCGUUGCGAGACGUGGCCUCUGCGGACAGAUAAAGUGAGACGUCUUCUGGCUUUUGAACACCGGUGCUUCAUAAAAGUUGCUGACAUACCUUCGGAAAGCGAAAUGAGAGAGUUUGUGCUCGAGGAAUUGAGCACAGACGACCCCGUUCAAGCAACAACCAUCCUGCCAUUCCGCUAUCACCAUCGUGCUGGGUUUGAGUUGUCCGUGCUGAAGGCAACUCAUCUAUCAAUAAAACCCGGUGAUUUUGUCUUCGCACUGGGGAAGGUCAUGCGAGGUCCAGACGCCAGAAUACUCUCGGAAAACAGAGAGCUUGGUUAUGGCACUGACGAUGAUUUGUUGUUCUACCAACUGGACCCGAUAAACCCCAUGUCUGACCCUGUCUGGACGUCCCAAGCAAUACUAACCAAGCCUUAUGGAGAUGAUGAUGCCAUACUGGUGAUUCAGUUGUUUGCGAUCCCAUUGGGUUUUCGAAUUGGAGGAGACAUAUUCGUUGGACAUCGUGGAUCGUGGUUUAAACCGAAAAAGAAGAAGAAUUUCAAUAGGAUUUGGGAGGCGAAACGUCGUCAAAUAAAAUCCAGACAUAUGAUUGGCUGGUCCGUGAUUCGACUCCUUGAAAGGAAGUUCUUACGUUAUGGAAUCCAUGAACUGGCUGUUUUUCCACCGCCAAUUCAGUUGCAUUGGCUCCGGAGAGUUCAGAGAAAAUCAGAACAGGCGUUGAUUUUGCGUGGUCCAAAGCCCUUUCCUUAUUCGCGACUCACCAUUCGGCUGACUGACGGUCACUUUCUGAAUUAUCGAAGGGAACUUAAUGCAGACAAUGAAGAGCCUACAUUUUCACAGCUUGCAAAAGUUGAGCCAACUUCUGUGCCGCAAAAAACCUUCAAAUUUCGCUCGAGCGUGAACUCACUCGCUGAAUACCGUCGUCAGCGUGACCAGAACUGGCCCGAACGUGGUGAGUAUUACAGAGCAACACAACGUCUGCUUGAAGAGGUCCAUAAACUCAUUGAAACGGAGCUG